UCUUGCCAAGGAAUCACCUUUGAACAUCGUUUAGAAUUUAGCUUUUAUGAUUAUGGCCGGCGCCAAAUUUUGGCUUAAAUUGGAAUUUCCUAACUCGCCACGAAAUAAUUGCAUUUCGACGUGUAUCACCUGUUUGGGUUUCGCGCUAAAUCUGUAUGAGCCGGUUUGUAUGUCUAAGAGAAACCUUGAAUACAACAACAAAGUCGGGACGGUGAAUUGUGAAGCGAACAUAUCCUCAUAACCUCACGACUCUGGCUAAGUACUCUACUUCUUCAGCGAUCUAUACAUUCAACCAUGGAGCAAAUCACUUCGAAGCCGUUUGUUUACCACAACCGUGAUAGUUUAGACGAAGCUUUCCAGUGCUUGGCUGAAUUUCGUGACAACGGGCUUCUCUGUGAUGUCCUAUUAUGCGUGGAAAAUAGAGAAAUUCCCGCUCAUCGGGUGAUCCUGGCGGCCUCCAGUGCGUAUUUUAAAGCCAUGUUUCUUGGAAAUCUCUCGGAGAGCAAACAGCAUCGUGUUGCGCUCUACGAGAUCGACGCAUCGGCGAUCGAAAUGCUGGUAGAGUUUAUUUACACUGGUGUGUUAAAAAUAGAAAAAUGUAACGUGCAUUCACUGUUAUAUGCAUCAGCUGUUCUCCAGUUUGAGAAGGUUAGAAAAGCUUGCUGUGAAUUUCUUCUCAGAGCCUUAAAUAUCUACAACUGCUUGGGUAUUCGAUCACUUGCAGAAACUCUCUCUUGUCACGAACUUUUUGCGACAGCUCAUCAAUUUGUUGUUGAUCACUUUGGAGACGUGGCAAAACACGACGAGUUCCUGAAACAGCCCUUUGAAUCCUUAAAGUGUUUGUUAGAUAGCAGGUUUCUUAAUGCGUCAAGCGAAGACGAAGUGUUCAGCGGUGUUUUGAAAUGGCUUAACUUCUCUCCAGUAAAGCGCCGAACAUUCGCCUCCUCACUAAUUAAUCAAUGCUGUUUGAUGAAGAUUUCGCCUGACUUUCUAAGGCGAAUCCUAAGAGAUUCCAUUGUGGAAGCCAGUUGUGAAUGCCGGAAGCUUAUUUUGAAAGCGCUAGAGACUGUGCAGUCUUCAAAUUUACAAGAUGUUUAUGAAUUUCCAGGAAUUUCACACCGUUCAUUGCGAACUGGCCAUGAAGUCAUGCUGGCGAUUGGAGGAGAAUCAGACGGCAUGACGUUAGACAGCUGUCAAUGCUUCAAUCCCAAGUGCAACAGCUGGACAUGGGAAAUCUCAGGGAGGUGUGGUGAUCCCAUGCCAUUGGCAAACAUUAAUGAUGGGCGCACUUUCAUGGGCGUGACAUCAAGUGGACACCAUACCUAUGUAGUUGGCGGCCAUUCUUCCUGGAAUAUAUUAGAUUCAGUAGAACAUUAUGAAUGGCCAGGAAAUAAGUGGUGUCACUUAUCACCACUGCACAUGGAACGAAUGGGAGCUAGUGCUGUCCUUCUAGAUGCCCACCCUGUCAUUCUAGGAGGUUAUAACAGAACAUCAGGGUAUCUGUCAUCUGUCGAGAUGUAUGACCCUCUGAUUGACAACUGGACAUUAGUUUCAUCAAUGAGAUCAAGAAGGAGUUAUCUUGGUGCUGUGGCAAUAGGAAAAACAGUGUAUGCCAUUGGAGGAUUUGGUGGAGAGUGUGGAAAUCUCUCAAAUGAUUGGUUAAUGUCAGUUGAGAAAUUGGACUCUCAGAGUGGAGAAUGGCUGUCUGUAACAAUCAUGUCACAACCAAGAGCUUAUUUUGGUGCAGUCCAGAAGGAAGGUGUGGUGUAUGUGAUUGGAGGUUACAACCAGUCAUGGUUAAAUACAGCUGAAAGGUUUGAUCCACGAGAAGGGAGAUGGUACAAUAUUCCAGCCAUGAAAUCACCCAGAAGUAGUGCAGGUGCAAGUGUAUUGGGAAAUAAUCUGUAUAUUGCUGGGGGAUUUAAUGGAAUGAAAAAUUUGAAUACAGUUGAGUGUUUUGACACAAGGGCUGGGAAAUGGAUGGAUGCACCUUCUAUGCAAAAUACUAGGUAUGGAAUGGCACUAACUACUUUACAGAUAUGAACUCAUUUCAAAAAUCGUAGUCUGUAAGGAAAUCACUUCUACUGUAAUUCAAGAGACCUUCUGUUUGAGCAAACUAAAUUGUAAAAUAUGUCUGUAAUGCUGUAAAUAUAUGUCUGUUAUGCUGUAACAACCGUCAGAGUAUUUGUCUCAAAGAUCUAGAUGUGAAAGUAAAAUUAGAAACUGAAGCCUAAUAUUCUUUUGUUUUUACAUACUUUCCUUUUAAACAAAUUGAAAAUAUAAUUUUUAGAGAAGUUUUGAUAUGUUUUGGGUUGAAUUUGUAACAUAUUUCUAAGGAAACGAGAGAAUCCAUUCUAUUUGGUGAUGUGAAUGAUGGAGGCAGGGUUUAUUUCAGAGCGUGACUUUUCAGAAUUUUUGCAAUUUGAAAAGAAAUGCAGCAUAAAAUUUAUGACAUAACUUCAAGUGGGGCGCAGAAAAAUUUGCACUUGGAUAAGUACUAUUUUAAUACUGUAUUUUUUAAAUCAUGUUUUCCAAAUAUAAUUGACAACAAAAUUGAUAUGAGAGCUGCUGUAUACAGUAGUCUCUUACUGUCUCAGUUCCCUUUGUUUUCUUUGUUGUAUCACUGAGUAUACUCCACAAGAAUGAUGAAACACUUUUUGGGUCACCCUUUCUAGAAAUUGGGCCCCUUGGAAUUAAAGAAUGGGACUAACUAGGCCAUCUUUGACUAAUUUCAAAAGUAAACACUCGAUGUGAAAUUGCAUAAUUUUGUUGACUAUGGAUAUACAGAAUCAAAGAUUGGUCUCCAUUAAUAGAAAGAUAAAAUUGAGAUAAGGUAUAUGUAUAUAUUUUGUUUUGUUGGGAAAUGAUAAUACAAAGUUAACAAUCUGCUGC
Messenger RNA from Pocillopora verrucosa, 2892 nucleotides. RefSeq names its product kelch-like protein 17. The record is from RefSeq and is a predicted model, not a curated record. NCBI's taxonomy places the organism in Eukaryota, Metazoa, Cnidaria, Anthozoa, Scleractinia, Pocilloporidae. Gene Ontology annotation, molecular function: protein binding.